This is a messenger RNA of Pocillopora verrucosa, 1908 nucleotides long. The record is from RefSeq and is a predicted model, not a curated record. Lineage: Eukaryota; Metazoa; Cnidaria; Anthozoa; Scleractinia; Pocilloporidae.
GGAUCUUAAGACGCCCAUAACAGAUUUGGCCGACUUCGCUUUACCAGCCUCGAGCCAAACAUGGACGACACACAUUCAAUUGUUUUAGAGUUACUUUUUUGUGUGGCCUUGAUUACUUCCCCUGUAUAUUCAGACAAUUUUGCACCCCGCAUUCAAGCUACUCCAAAACUUAAAUACGCUGAAGUUGGAGACAUAACACGGUUACGAUGUGCGGUGACAGGGCUUCCACCACCGUCUAUCACAUGGAUCAAGGAUAAACAACCUUUAAAGCUCUCGGAAAGGGUAAGUAAGCUGAACAACGACAAAACCAUAAAGAUAAAAGGAGUCAGACUCGAUGACCAAGGCAACUACUACUGCUUUGCUGAAAAUCCUCUUGGUAAAGUCAACCUGACAUUCGAGCUAAAGGUGCGUCAUAAUCACAAUCUAGCGACGACUGAAUCGCUAUCAGCGUCUCAAAAGCCGACCACUGAAAAGCAGAUUAAAGCAGGAGCACCAAUAUUUAGUGAUCCAAACUUACUGAAGAGAUCGUUCAGGGCAUGGCCUGCAUCACACUCCAUACGACUAAAAUGUCCAGCAAUUGGUGCACCACCGCUCAAAUACAAAUGGUUGAAGGAUGGAAAGGACUUAAAGAAACGACUGAAAAAUGGAAUUGUUGAUACGUCCCUUUGGUACCUGAAAUAUAUUAUGGGUGCAACUGUUAAUACUUCACUUUGGUACCUGAAACUGCGAGAUCUUGUACCCGCUGAUUCUGGGAGAUACACUUGUAUAGUGUCCAAUCUAUAUGGAUCAAUAAAUCACACCUUUACGCUUCAAGUUGUUGCCAGACCUCGGUCGGCUCCAAUCCUACAGACAGGUCUGCCAAAGAACAAAACUGUGCAAGUUGGAGAUAAUGCAACAUUUACCUGUAUUGUUCUUGUUAGUGGAACUCUCCCAGAAUUCAGAUGGCUUAAAUGGAACAAAUUCGUCAAUUCUAUUCCGAAAACUUACAAUGAAAUUUUAAAUGGAUCAUAUCGCCUUGUAGACCCAUACUAUUACAAGACCGUUCGAGUAAAAAGUAAUUAUGGUGUCGAGUUGAAUAUUGUAAAUGUGACUGAGGACGAUUUUGGACUCUACACUUGCUUUGUGAGCAAUCAUAUCGGCAACGAUUUCACUAGUGCAUUCCUCAGCAAAAAUGUGCAACCCAAGGAUGCUGUUACGGGAGAUCUAUUUACAUCAACGGUAUCGACAGUUGGAUUGGCACCAGUGAGUGUGACUGAGAACCACUCAGAUGUUCUUGGAAAACAACACCCUCAGCCGGUUGAUCCUAACCACUCGAGAUACAUUAUUCCGGUAGCGACGCUGUUAUGUGGAGCUGUCAUUGCUGCAACCGUGGUGGCAUGUUGUCUUUGGAAAAAACUAAAAGGAACGUUUCCACGUCAGGCUUUACAGAUGGAUGUAAUUACUUAUUCAGGAGAACCAAGAAAAUUACACAACGAGUACGUCUCCCCACCCCCCCCCCCAAAAUGUGAAUAGACCGUUAGAGUAACUUCGUUUGACCUCAAAAGAACGAACCGUUCGACGUAAACAGAGCCAGCAGACUAGUGAACUUAAAUAUACCCAAAUAGAUUAACCCUUUCCAACAUCAGUAUGCAUAUUCUCCAUACUGUUCUCUAUACAUUUCCUAAGGUGCUGACAAGGAGAAUUUGUUUAACAAUCAAGAGCUCCUUUGACUGUCAUUUUCUUUAUUCUCAUAACCUGAAUGUGUGAUUCAGAGGUGAUGUUGUAAGGAGAAAUUAGAUGCUAGUCACUCUUAGGGGUUAAACGGUUAUAAGGUAGCGAUGGUUGAGAAAUAGCUAAGUUGCCGUAUAGUAACUGUAACGUUCAUCAUACGACUUGACAAUAAACGUGUCGAAAAAAGCAAAUAGAAUC